Messenger RNA from Gadus chalcogrammus (walleye pollock), 828 nucleotides. RefSeq lists its product as uncharacterized. The annotation marks the transcript as partial. The record is from RefSeq and is a predicted model, not a curated record. The transcript is spliced from 3 exons. NCBI's taxonomy places the organism in Eukaryota, Metazoa, Chordata, Actinopteri, Gadiformes, Gadidae.
GUGAGUGAGUGUGAGUGAGUGUGUGUGUGUGAGGGGGAGAGCGCUGCAGCUCCUGCUGGCCUCACACCCCUCCACGCUGCCGCCAUGGCGGGCUCGCCUCUCAACCACUCCUGGCCUUCCUUCUCUAAGAACUGGAUGAAAAGAUGGUCCUUCAAGAGAGGUUCAGAGUGCAAGCCAGGCAGUGAUCCCUGCGGCGCGGUCGACGGCCCUCUGAGUGCUCAGCCUUCCAGCCCCAGCGAUGCUGGAACGGGGUCCGCCUCUUCCCUGUCCCCGGCCUCCAUCGCAGAGGACGCCUACUUCCCACGCCCAAACUCCGAGGACCAGGAGGACUCCUGCUCUGUGAUCAGCGACUACGACUUCCCCGACGCCGACCAGGGCAGCAGUGGCGAGGACCUGCAGGGCCUGAGCUCAUCUCUCCGAGGCUCCGAGUACUUCAAGGACCUCCAGGGUGGGGUGCCACCUUCGGUGUCCACGGCAACCGCAUCGCCGCGGAGCCAACCGCAGGACCUUCAGCGGCUCCGCCAGAGCAGUCCGGUCGUCGGCUCCGCGGGGACCCCUGAGUGGGACCUGACCUUCGGGGGCCCCAGCGGAACCCCGCCGGGGUUGCAGAACAGCCUGGUGGUCACCCGGAUCUCCCCCGUCCCGGGGCUGUCGCCGCCGGGCAGCGCCCCCGACACCCGUCCCCUUGAGGCCCCCGUCGUGGGGCUCAGUUUGACGAUACGUUUGGAUCAACUUUUGACGGCGAUGGAUCCGGAGAGACCCACGACCGCGGCGGUGUCUUGGGACCUGGUGGGAGCGGGGGGUAUGGGGGGAGAGGGGGGUCUGGUG